This is a messenger RNA of Danio rerio (zebrafish), 2381 nucleotides long. The record is from RefSeq and is a predicted model, not a curated record. Lineage: Eukaryota; Metazoa; Chordata; Actinopteri; Cypriniformes; Danionidae.
UAAGGGUCCUUUAUUUGUGAACACAUGUGAAAUGUAAUCGUAAAUCCACUGUAAUUGACAAAAUAUUUUUUUAAAACAAUUUAUUUAAUAAAAUUAUGAAUGUCUUGUUGUUAUUUAAAAUGUGACAGCGGUGUUUUUCUAUCUAAAAUAUAUGUUUUUGCGUAAAUCAAUGUCUGCGUUUGAAUUUCAAACUCUGUUCUGUUUUGUCCAAUCACUAAUCUGACUCUUGCGGGAGCAGCCAUUUUACAGACGUUUAUGGAUCUAUAGUGAGAGCGCGCGCUCAAUCUGUCCGGCCCGCGAAUGAAGCUGUGGAAGACGUCUUGCAACAUUUCUAAACUACUGAGGCACUGCGCACCCCUGAAACAUAUGAUUCUGCUGUUCAUGAUUUACAAUCUGAAGACCGUCAAGACAUCAAAGGAAUAAAGUAAUGACUGACUUGGAGACAACAUUUCUACGUACUGCCAUCACUGAGGUCUUGCCUAACCUUCCAGAGGCAACAAAAGACAUUUUAGUGGAGUUAUUGCAAUCCAUUGGAGUGGAGACAUAUGAUGAUUUUCAGUUUAUUGAGGAAUGCGAUUUGCUGACAGCAUUGAGGCCAAUCCAAGCUCGAAAAGUCCUUGCUGCUUGGAAGUUAAGAUGCCAGACACCAGAAACAAGCAGCUCACCACAACCUUCCACAGCCUUGCAUAGUUCACCUGCAAGUUCUGAAUCUUCCUCCACCAGCAGCUCCCAAAGCCCAGAUGUAGGCUGGGUGGAUACGUUUCUGAUUCCAUGGGAUACAUUUCCUCAGGAACUAAUGCAAUUUUUGGAGAGAGGAAAACGACUAAGUCCACGAAUGAGAAGAGAGAUGGUCCGAAUUGUGGUAAAUGAGAUGAUGCGAAAAUGUUCAUGCCCAAAUAAAAGGAAUUCUACUGAAGUUGCCAAAAAGAUGGUAGCAAAGUAUCCAGAGUCUCUCCUGGAUGUAAUAGAGGGGGAUGUGGUUGGGCCAGGGUACCAUUCUUUAGUGAAGCAGUUGCAGUAUAGGAUUGAAAAUGUGAAGCGAUCUACGACACCCAAAAUAAGAAAACGAAGACAUCAGACUGAUGACUCUGACACGGACGAAAUUCCUCCAGAAAAGAGGGCAGCAAUUCAGGAUACGUAUGGAUGCAUUAACUGGCAUGUAAAAUUCCUGCCACAGGGAGAGACCUCUGAAAGUCAGGAGGAAAAGAAAGAGAAAAUGAAGAUAAUGUCUCGUCAAACUGAUGCAAACGCAGAAGAAGUCAGACAUCUAAUGAAAUUGACUUUCUACACACAACGUAACCAAGUCAAUCAGGGCAAGAAUAUAAAAUGCCUCCUGGAGGAUUGGCCAUGGUGGUUUAAUGAGCUUGGCAUGGCAGUUCACUACAAGGAGCUUACCGGAAUUGGUCUUUAUGAAACUUUCACACGGAAUCUGGACUUGAAGGUGAAACGACUACUAAACUACUUCAGUACUGUUGGUGUGAACAAAAACAAAAAGUUCCUGCAGGACUUAACAAAGUUUAAAGUGAUGAGGGGAGAGCUAUGUGGUUGCUCUGAAGAUGUGAAAGAGAUGUUGAUGCUUUUGAUUUCCUACUUUAAUGAGAAGGAAGAUGCUAUGUUCUGUCAUGUGGAGGACACAUGCCUCGCAGAAGAGGUAGAGAUGGACAAAGUUAAUUUGACCCCAACACUUGUUGUGUGUGGCCAAUCCUGCUUUUCGUCGAAGCGUUUCAUGCUGUGUGUGGAUCAAAAUAUUGUACAUGACAACAUCCCCUCCUUCAUUUCCGCCCUGUGCAUGAUGUUUGGAAGCUAUUAUUGCUUUAACAUCCAUUACCCAUCAGAGCUGGCAUCAACCUUGGAGUUUUUGCAGAGGUGUUUCUUCUCUAUCAACCCAGAGAAAGGCACUAAAGUGGAGGAAACAAACACAGCCCGACUUCAUGUGAACCCAAGAGUUCUUACCUUGAUUCAGGAGCUUUCAGAUCAUGAAUGGCGUGACGUCUAAAUAUGGACUGAAGUCAGUAAGAUUUGACAAACAGUGAAUGCCAGUUUCUCAGGUUUAUUUGAUCUGCCAUGCUUAAUGUAUGUGUUAAGUUUGUACACAACUGUUAAGAGUUUUUAUUGCUCUAGUGUUUUCUGAAUUAGGUUAUUUCUGAAUUGCUUGUUUGUAUGGAAUAUUUGUUUAUAAAACAACUCUUAAAUGUUCUUAAACCGAUUUAAGAGAAAAGUCAGUAACAUUUUAUAAUAACUACACACUAUAAAUAAUUUAUUAAGCAUUAGCAUAUAGUGAAUUCAUUAACUGUUGAGCACUAACUCUAAAUUAAUAAACAUUAUUUGGCAGUUUAUAACAACUGCUAAAAUGCUGUAUUCUUGAUUUAAAAACACGUGUA